UGCCGCAAGGCUGGCUGGGAGCGUGCGGAUGGUGAGGGAGUUGUGGGAGUGGGUGCUGUCAACGUGAGAAGCCGGCGUGGGACGCAGUGGAGUGCUAGCCAUGCUGCUCUUCUGCCCCGGUUGUGGGAACGGGCUGAUCGUGGAGGAGGGACAGCGCUGUCACCGCUUUGCCUGCAACACCUGCCCUUACGUGCACAACAUCACCCGCAAGGUAACCAACCGGAAGUAUCCAAAGCUGAAAGAAGUGGAUGAUGUGCUUGGAGGAUCAGCAGCCUGGGAGAAUGUUGACUCUACUGCAGAACCAUGUCCCAAAUGCGAACAUCCUCGUGCCUACUUCAUGCAGCUUCAGACUCGCUCUGCAGAUGAGCCGAUGACCACCUUCUACAAGUGCUGCAAUGCCCAGUGCGGACACCGCUGGAGGGAUUAGGCUGGUAGAGCUGCUUCAGUACCUGCUGGGAGUGUGAAGUGUGUGUCCUGGGGGGUCUUUAUCGGUAUAGUGAGAAGCUGAUCUUUUUUGCGGGGAAGACCAAUGUGUCAGGAAAUGUAGCCCAUCUGCCAGUUAGGGUGAGUGAAAUCAUUAAUGUCCAGGGAGUUUGUGUGUGGGGAAGAGACCUGAAAGGAAGUAUACUCAGUUUAAAGUCCUUUUUCUCUCAUAUUUUACAUUUACUGGGCAAUUGACUUUUUUUUUUUUUUUUACCACCAUCCAACAGUUUGUACAGUGUAGCUCAUUAGAUACCCCUAAAUAUUUAACUUAUUUAAUCAAAAUUUAUUCUGAAUAUUUAAUAAAAAAUGAAGUCUAA
Chinchilla lanigera (long-tailed chinchilla) is the source of this 800-nucleotide messenger RNA. It is a transcript of the gene Polr3k, whose product is annotated as polymerase (RNA) III (DNA directed) polypeptide K, 12.3 kDa. Gene Ontology annotation, cellular component: RNA polymerase III complex. The transcript has 3 exons. Gene Ontology annotation, molecular function: nucleic acid binding; DNA-directed RNA polymerase activity; zinc ion binding. NCBI's taxonomy places the organism in Eukaryota, Metazoa, Chordata, Mammalia, Rodentia, Chinchillidae. Bases 101 to 427 code for a protein of 108 amino acids. Gene Ontology annotation, biological process: termination of RNA polymerase III transcription; DNA-templated transcription. The record is from RefSeq and is a predicted model, not a curated record.